AUGUUCCUGAGACCCCGUCCAGUAAAUGCUAGAACUCAGAACAGAUCGUUUGUUCCGCAACGCGAGACUGCGUCUCUUCGUACACUGCGCAGGGGUAUUGUACGUUCAGAUAGAGAAAACUACUUUAAUAAGAAGGCUUUGGAAACGGAGAGGGUAUCGCAACCGAUGCACGAGGUUGAACAGAGGAAACCGGCUGUCGGUGGGCAGCUUCACGUACACCACCGGUUAUUGCGACAAGUCGGCACCGCCCGUUUGUUUUCAUCUUGCACUAGAGUUUUCCUUCAUAAUAAGAGAAUGAUUCUUGAUCUGUAA
Opisthorchis viverrini is the source of this 312-nucleotide messenger RNA. RefSeq lists its product as hypothetical. Bases 1 to 312 code for a protein of 103 amino acids. Lineage: Eukaryota; Metazoa; Platyhelminthes; Trematoda; Opisthorchiida; Opisthorchiidae. The record is from RefSeq and is a predicted model, not a curated record. The transcript has 2 exons.